AUGGAUCCUCCCUUCUCUCAGAAGAAAAGCGAGGCAGAGGAACUGCCCACUGCACGACAUCUCAGUCUCGCCGCUCCAAACCAGGAACAUGAUCAUGGUCAAGUAGUCGACGCAGAGAGUGUCUCGGGAGGAUUUGAAAAAUUAGCCAAAGAUGGCCACACACUCCUCAUUCCACAACCGAGCGCGGAUCCCCAAGAUCCUCUGAACUGGUCGUCGUUUAAAAAGCACCUGAUUCUUCUCAUCAUCUCGUGGAGUGCGUUGCUAGCAGAUCAUGGCUCUGCGACGGGUGCAGUUACUCUAAUUCCACAAGCGGAAGCGUGGAACAUGAGCCCAGAUACUGUCAACCAUUCCCAGGUAGGGAAUGUGUUCAUGCUCGGAGCCGGUGGGAUCUUCGUUGUCGCUGGAUCGGCAUAUUUUGGUCGCCUCCCUGUUCUUUUCUGGUUCCUUGUCAUGGCUUCUGCCACCGCGGCUUGGUGUGCCGCUGCAACGAAUUUUGAAAGCUUCACGGCCGCGCGCAUUCUAAAUGGAUUCUUCUCUACGGUCGCCCAAGGUGGAGGACUGAUGUUCAUCAAAGACAUGUUCUUCUUCCAUGAACAAGCAAGGAAGAUUAAUAUAUGGGCCGGCUUUAUCAUUCUCAGCCCAUAUCUCGGUCCCCUCUUCUCGGCAUUCAUUAUCACAACACAAAAGUGGAACGUGGCAUUUUGGCUUUUUCUUGCUAUGUGCAGUCUUGCUUUAAUACUGUCUGUGUUGUUCGUUCCCGAGACAUACUACAGCAGAAACGCCCUUGAUGCUCCUUCUAAUGGCUCACGGAUUUUGACGCUUAUCGGGUUUCACCAGCGCCGCGUGAAUUUACUCAAGCCAAACACUUUUGUCGAUGCUCUUCUCCUGCCAAUUAAAGUGAUUGGAAAGCUACCAAUUGUGUUCAUCUCAUUCUAUUACUUUCUUACUUUUGCGUGGGUUGUCGGGAUCAAUACGACGCUCUCGAUUUUCUUGACUCCGCUCUACAAUUUUGGACCAAAACAGAUUGGUUUUUUCUACUUUACCCCCAUAGUUGCCGCCCUCCUGGGUGAAAUCUGCGGUCACUACAUCCACGAUUUCCUCGCAUCUCAAUACAUCAAGAAGCAUCAUGGCCAUUUCGAACCGGAAGUCCGGCUUCGGGCUGCAAUUUUAGCAACACCAUUCAUGAUAACAGGCAUCGUUCUGUUGGGAUUUGCCCUGCAGUAUGGGUAUCACUAUAUGAUUACUUCUCUAGGAUGGGGUCUGUAUGUUUUCGGUAUAAUGGUCACUACAGUUGCGGUGAACGCCUAUGGACUGGAUAGUUAUUCAGAAGGAAGCGGCGAAGUUGCAGCUUGGUUAAAUAUGGCACGUACGACUGGUGGCUUCAUUGUGAGUUACUUCCAGGUGAACUGGGCACAUUCCAUGGGCGUCAAGAAUAGCUUUGGCGUACAAGCGGGGAUCAUUGCUAGGGCCUCUCUUAUACCAAUUGGAUUGAUGAUUUGGGGCAGGGCGUUAAGAGAGCGCAGUGGGCCACUAGGGUUUAAAACGAUAUGA
Penicillium nucicola is the source of this 1551-nucleotide messenger RNA. Its product is annotated as putative MFS transporter. The transcript is spliced from 5 exons. Bases 1 to 1551 code for a protein of 516 amino acids. Gene Ontology annotation, molecular function: transmembrane transporter activity. NCBI's taxonomy places the organism in Eukaryota, Fungi, Ascomycota, Eurotiomycetes, Eurotiales, Aspergillaceae. The record is from RefSeq and is a predicted model, not a curated record. Gene Ontology annotation, biological process: transmembrane transport.